AUGGCCGCCUCGGGGGUGCUCCUGGCGCUCGGCGCUCUGCUGCUACCCGUCGCCGCGGCUGCCCAGGGGGUGCGCCUGCAGCCCUGGCUGGUGGGCCUGGCCGCCGUGGUGGGCUUCCUCUUCCUCGUCUUCAUUCUCAUGCUGGUCAACCGUGUGUGGUGCUCCAAAGCCAAACCCGAGGAUGAGGAGGCGUCUGACAUGGUGAGGAUGGAGACACACUAUGAAGAGGUGGAACUGAGCUCCAAGGACAAGGAGAAGAAGAAGAAGAAGAAGGAGAAGGAGGAGGGAGAGACCAACCUGGCAGUGGAGCUGCAUGAGGAGCUGCAGGCAGCCCAGGGAAGUGCCUCGAAGACAGCCUUCUGACACUGCCUCCAAGCAGCCCCCCCCCAAGCGUGCCCAUUCACACUUGAGCAGCAGGGAUCUGAAGCCACUUGAAUUGGGGUUCGGAGCCCACACCCCCAUGCAGAGACUUGGGGCGCACCCUGCUGCCCCUAAAGCUCUCCCUGGAGGUCUCCUGCCUGCCGACACCUCAGGGAGCAGCCCCUGCCCGUGCCGAGAUGCUUCAGUGUCCCCUCCUUGGCGGCUGCAUUAAAAGAUCAAGGUGUCUGAGGCCUCUGGGGACUUAGUCUUCCCGGGA
Molecule: messenger RNA, 637 nt
Organism: Erinaceus europaeus (western European hedgehog)
Lineage: Eukaryota; Metazoa; Chordata; Mammalia; Eulipotyphla; Erinaceidae
Gene: SMIM24
Product: small integral membrane protein 24
Exons: 4
Coding region: 1-363 (120 amino acids)
Source: RefSeq, a predicted model, not a curated record